This is a messenger RNA of Chenopodium quinoa (quinoa), 940 nucleotides long. RefSeq names its product U-box domain-containing protein 52-like. Lineage: Eukaryota; Viridiplantae; Streptophyta; Magnoliopsida; Caryophyllales; Amaranthaceae. The record is from RefSeq and is a predicted model, not a curated record. Bases 1 to 882 code for a protein of 293 amino acids. The transcript is spliced from 5 exons.
AUGGAGCCGCUGCCGGUUAACUGUACCGCGGUGGCGAUUGAUAAGGACAAGCAUAGUCAAUAUGCCGUGAAAUGGGCAGUUGAUCAUCUUUUGUCUAGCACCCAUUUCCUCAUCUUGAUCCAUGUCAAGCAGAAAAACCCCAUUGGAAUUGAUGGAGCUAUGGAGGGCAUUGAAUCCGAUCCACAAAGUAUAUUCAUUCCAUAUCGUGGAUUUUGUGCUCGCAAAUCGGUACAAGUAAGAGAGGUUGUUCUAGAAGAUACUGACGUAGCUAAAGCUAUUCUGGACUAUGUAAACAACAACUACAUCACUAACAUUGUUAUGGGCGCAUCUUCACGAAAUGCUCUUAAGAAAACUUUUAAAAAGGCUGAUGUACCAAGCCAUGUGACCAAAUAUGCACCCGAGUUUUGUUCUGUGUAUGUGAUUGCUAAGUCGAAAUUGUCCAAUUUACGAUCUGCUCAACGUCCUUUUGGAAAUACUCCAUCUUCGCCUAAGCUUCCAUCUUCGUCAUUUGGACUAACAAAUCAGCUUUCGGUUGAACAUCCACCUAUAGAUGAUUUGAGCACGAGGAUCUUCCUAGACGGAAGCUCGAAAUGGGUCAAAGUUACACCAUGUUGCUGUAAUCCUCCCAAAAUAUCCGAAAUCAGAAUUUCAGACACAGUAACCAAUUCUGGGAGACCAUAUUACAAGUGUAGAUUUUGUGGAUUCUUUGCCUGGAUGAAUGAGGAUGAUAUAGUCCGAUCGGCCGAGGAAGUUGUUGCAGAGCAAAGGAUGAUAGUCAUUGUAAAGGAAACAUUGGAUGAGUUUGUUAAGUACAUCAAAAUUGUUGUCAAGGUUGCUGUGAUAAUGUACUUUGUUCAUUUUGUUUUUGUUGUAUCAAUGUGAUGUAUGUAUGUACCGACCUAUUCCAUAAUCUAUAUAUACUUCCUUAGCUUGAAAUUGU